UAGAUUGUAAGGAAUGCAACUUUCUGUCAAUAUAAAUUGCAUGCAAUGGCAGCAUGAUCUAACAGUGUGUGCCCUUUUUCUAAUAAGGCAACCAGUCUCUCUUCCUUCCAGUGGUAGUACAUUUGUGAUAUCUGGAAUGGAAGUCAUCAACAAACAUAACACAGUUCAACAGCUACUAACUGUGGAGCAAGAAGUUCAGCAGAUUUUGAAUGCUUCCAGAAAUGCUAAAACGGCUAAACUAAAACAAGCUAAAGAGGAAGCUGAGAAGGAGAAUGCUGAUUUCCAUGCUCAAAUGGAAGUUGACUUUCAGAGAAAACAUGCAGAGGGAGGUGGACAUUCAGGUCCUCUGAAGAGAAUUGAGCAAGAGACAGAGGCCUUCCAUCAUUUGAAGAUUGAUGCUGCAAGAAUAUCAAAUGACAUUGUGCGGAUGCUUUUGGAAUAUACAACUGUGACCAACUAAGAUCAUUCAUGCCUUCAUUUGUGAUUGCAUUAUCUCUGCUUCAGAUAUUUAUGACUUGCAUCAUUUACAUAGUUCCUUUCACAGAAAAAAAAAAAAAAAAAAAAAAAAAA
Messenger RNA from Rosa chinensis, 570 nucleotides. RefSeq names its product V-type proton ATPase subunit G. Gene Ontology annotation, molecular function: proton-transporting ATPase activity, rotational mechanism. Lineage: Eukaryota; Viridiplantae; Streptophyta; Magnoliopsida; Rosales; Rosaceae. Gene Ontology annotation, cellular component: vacuolar proton-transporting V-type ATPase complex. Gene Ontology annotation, biological process: proton transmembrane transport. The record is from RefSeq and is a predicted model, not a curated record. The transcript has 4 exons. The coding region runs from base 14 to 460 and encodes 148 amino acids.